ACUGACGAAAAAGGCUGCGCUGCUCGGCAGUCUGCUACAGACAAGGGAAGCGCUUCAGCUGGUACGGAGCCUCCGUGCAGCGGACACACAGACAAUAGCCGAACCGAGAGCCGUGGAGCCUGUAUGUGCGGUUAAAGAGCUGCUUUUUCUCCGGGCCAUUUUGGAUUACUUCCACUAUUAUCCCCUUCGGCUGUUAAAAACCAGUGAUAUUUUGUCACUGAUGGUGAUCGGAUACGCGAAUUGCUGGUGAGUGCAAACAGAAUGGAGAGUUGACUGUGGGCUGAAACACCGCAUUUAAUGUGUUUAACCUGGGAGCCAAAUAGUUUGAAUGUUCUUCCUCUUGUGUCAUUUAAAGGGACUAGCCUACUUUGUAUGUUUUAUGCUGAGAGGAAACCCUGUCACAGUUGAGUCUUAACGGUGUUGACUUGAUUUCUUUCACGGCAAAGUCGUUUAACUUAACGCUUCAUUGUAAAUAUUGACACGUUUGUGUAAUUGCUAAAGAGAGUUUUAACUAACUAUCCCCGUUUGUUCGGGUGAUAAAAAUGUGACAUUUGCGACGGGUUUACAUGAUUUGUUGAUUUAGGCUAGAUUCCAACAAACCGCUUCAUUCACUUAUUGAUUGAUGAUCGAUAUUGAGGAUAUUGAGGUUGGUUUUGAAAGCUCUUGAGCUCGCACCGAGAGUGUUUCUACCACUUCACAUCACGGUGUGUGUUUGAGGCUGUGGGUUGAUUUCUGUGAACUGUUGAUGAGGUCGGCUUUGUGUAUUGGAGUUGUUCUCGUUGAGCUCAGCGGUGCUGGUGCGCCUCUUGUAACUCGAGCGACUCCUGAAGGCACUACAUGUGAGCGCACACACACACACACACACACAUACACACGUACACACACACACACAGCUGACAGACAGGGGCUGCUGUCAUUAGAAUUAGCAUUAAUCACGAGGAGUGAUCGGGUCAUCUCGUGGUCUCGCGACGUGCACGUUUUGCUGUAGGUUCGAAAUUGGUUAAUGAUUCAAAGUCUCGCGCGAGUUUUUUUUUCCAGUUAAAGCUACAAAAGACAGGUGUGGAUCCUCUUUUUUUGUUUUAAACCUCUUCCCACAGCAACACACUGAUAUUUCAUGCUAAAACCAGUAAAUUUGAUGCAUAAAUGUUUGUGAUUUAAUUUCCUGGUGGUUUCUGUUUUCAGUCAGUUGCUGUUAUUAAAGCUUUUUUUUUCCAGGAUAUACUCCGAGGCUUUUAUUUUUAUAUAGCCUCAGACUCAAUCUGUUUUUGAUGAAGCGACUGAAUCAAUUCACUCGUCUCUAGCGCGACCUCACCCGGAUCCUUUUUGGAAUCAUGUUUUCUGGAAUUAGGCUAGAGAGAGCUGAAUGAUCCUUUGUUUACAGAGAGGGAAUACAGCAGCAGUCUAUGCUGUGCUUUUCAUGUGGCAUGCCUUUCCCAGGAAUGUGCAAUGCUGUUGGAUAACACUUUAUCUCGUUUUAUUUUCUAGAAAUUCUAAUUUUAGCUUCAGUUUUACACACUAAAGCCUCUUCAGAUUAGAUUGAACCACCUGAAGUGUUUUCUCUGAACUUAUAUAACAAAAAGACAACAAAAGCUUUGUGUAAUAUUUGAAGGAAUUUUUCCUUCUUCUCUUUAAUUUGAUGCUGUAUUUAGCCAACCUUGCUCUUCUUGCAGCUGUCACACACACAGCCCAGAUAAUCUGGAUGGCCCCUUCCUGUGUACCGCAGUCAGUGUGUGUUUCACAACCUCAGGAAGCUCUCUCUCUCUAACACACACACACACACACACACACACUUUUAGUAUCUGUCUCCCCAGCUGGAGGAGGAGGCAGCAGCAGCAGCAGCAGCAGCAGUAGAGCAGGGUUCAGACAAGGUUGUCUGUGCCUGCUUCAUUUUGGUCACGCAGGAUGGCCCCACGCUUUUGUGCCUGGAGACGUGAGGGGGGGUUUAAGGGAGGGGGGUCGCAGGGAGUCUGCUGACGGUCUCCCACACAGCAGAGGAGAGAGAGAGAGAGAGCACCCAUCUGCUUUGUCCUCUCCCAGCAUUCUUCACUGCAAGUGUCCCAGACUGGAGCACGACCCCUGAACCCACAACCACCUCAUUCCUCCCUUCCUCCACACACGCCUAAAGCUCCAUGUUUUGCAAAGGAAUUUUUUUUGUUUCUCAACACUCUACACAGUUUCUGAUACAUGCAAAUCUGUCAGAGCUCCUUUUUUUAAUCUUCAUGUUCGCAAACUGAAGCUACUUUUGCUUUUUAAUUCUCCCUUUUUUUGGUUCACAAUUUAAGUACAUACCCCAAAUAAUCGAGACUACAGUCUGAGUCCUGAAGGCAACACCUGGCCAAGUCUGGUCUGCAUAGCAGAUUAAUGACAGCUGAGGGCAUGUGAGGUCCACGUGCAAGCUAAUACCCUGUCAGGUGUGGCUUGCAAAGGUAGCUCGCUUGGCCACCUCAUGGGAGCAGAACUUUCCAGUGGUUAGCAGUAGAAAACACAUCUGGGUUAGAUAGAGCUUAGGUUCUUCUCCCACUAUUACAGCAAGAGUGUUUCUGCCAGAAUGGAAUUCCUGCGGCCUGGAGACAUGACAUUAUUUAUUUGUUUUGUACGAUUCCUCCCACUACCUCUCCGUUUUGGAAUCAAGUGUGCACACGGGUCGAGGCUGAGGAACAGAAUGUUUCUGUGGCACAGUUGCACACAGUGAGUCCUGGAACAACAGGCUCAUAGAGCAGCAGUGGCAGCAGCAGCAGCAGCAGCGGCAACAGCUCUCCCUGCUUUGUUCCAGCAGGUGGAGUGCUUUUGAGUCACGCAGCUGAAGAAAUGAGCUGAGUGUUUCCCCUCCAGCCGUCACCUUGAUGGCUCUGAUCAAUUACCUCCGUCUCCUCCGUGACAGAGCUGGAAGUGAGAGGUGCAAUACCAUGAAGCCUGGAGGAGGAGAAGAAGGGGAGGUGGCCUGCCUGGACACGCUUCCCCACACGCAGGAAGACUCCCAGGCUCAUCAUUAUCACAUUUUAUGAGCACUCAACUCAGUCAGUCACUCAUUCAGACAGUGCGUAGGGUUGUCAGUGCACCAUGUAAAUAGUCACUGCUGGCUGAGUUUGGUGCGACUUGUGGCUUCCGCUCACACUGUUAUCAGCCACAAAGAGGCUGGACAGGCAGCAGACAGGGGCAAAGUCAACUGUGACUUGUCCUGUCAGGCUGCAGGGCAGACGGGGGCAGUUUAAACAGGCUGCUGUGUGGCGACUCCACAGAUGCAGGGAUUCCUCUAAGCUUUUAGGAUUCAGAUUUUUAUUCUCUUUUUUUCUCUGCUUUGCUUCUCUGAUUGAGAAAAAUAUCAACGUUGCUUUGUCCCAUUCAGAAACAUGUCUUCAGGUGGUCAUUUCAAGGAUUCCUGGGUUGCAAGUUUGCUAAAAAUGUAACUUUAACAACUCAUUAUCUGUCAUUUUACUAAGUCUCAAAUGGUUGAAACAAAAUAUUUGAACAUGUGACGACAGCUGGAGAACAUUAUCUUUUGUUAUUUAUAAGCACUAAUAAGUCAACAAAUUUAGCCUAUCAAUAUCCUGUUAACAGCUUUUCGCUAUGUUCCUUUUUUACCCCCAGUGUAGGCGACAACAAAUGGAAAUGGCAGCCAUGUCAAUAUGGUUCAUUAGUUGUAGAUAAUAGGCUACGAAUUUAUUAGCUUAUUUAGCAAUGUUAGCAGCUGCUGUGGAGAUUCCUUCAUAAAAACUCGAGUAGCCGUCUGCAGAUAAAACAGGAAUGAAUUGGCACUCUGAAUUCACAUUAUCAGCCUGUAGCUGCAUGUAUCCGGAUAAUCUUAUUCGACUGACAUAGUUAUGUAUCUGACUUGAGCUCUGUAGUGCUUCUGGUGACAAAUCUUCUCACCAGAGAUUUAUCUUCCCAACUCUGUGACAACUGGCUGGGGAGCACCUCAGCGGAUGCAUCCUUUAUCUGCCUGCCUGUGUGCGGUUGAUGGAAUGACAGUGAUGCAUAAUUUAGCGCACGUUGAAAACAUGCUGCGCUCCCUCUCCUCUUUGGCUCUCUCUGGCUGUCCGAUCACAUCCAUUCUCGGUUUAGAGGCAGGCAUUAACAAGCGCUCCUUUCUAAAAAAAAUCUCCUUUUCUACAAAUCUCUCCACAUUUUUCCUCCUGCAUGAUUGUUGUCUUUUUGAUUUCAAUUUACCCUCCUGCUCCUUUCCUCUGGCUGCUCUCUUGGCCUUGUUCUGUGGGUGCAGUGGCUGAGCAGGCUGAGAAGCUCCAGAUUGACUACAAGCCAUCCCCCUUGCCAGGAUUAACCUCUCACCAUUGUUUCUGCCCGUUGAACAGGAUUAACAAAUCAAUGUGUCAGGUAGACUGCAGUCAAGAGACAAUGACCCAGUUCUGACACCAUGCCCCCCCUCUCCACAUCCAUCCCUUCUCCUCCCACUUCUGCCUCACUGCAGCUUUUAAUUAAAAAGACUUUGCUUAGCUGGCGCUCUGCACUCCCUCGAGGAUGCCUCGCAGCUUUGUUUUCAUUUUUUCUACCCUAAGCGAGAGGCAAAAAUGUAAGGUGAACCCAUGUGCGCUCUCUUUUUUUGUAGUGUGUUUUCCUAAGCGCACACUUGUUGUCUGAUCAGUGCACGCAUAGCAACAGAUGCAGAUCCAGGUGUUUCCAAAUUGUUUCAACCCAAAUCUCAUAUGAAGUGAUAUUAUUAUUACAUCCGAAGAUGAUUUACUGCUAGAUGGGAAGUGAGCGGCUCUUUUUCCUCCUGGUUUGCGUACGUUCAGCGUGCUCGAGCCCUGAGGUGGUCACAUUGUAAAAGGAUGCCUUUUUGUUUGUUGCAGAGACAGUGUAGUGCAUGCUUGACCUAUUGCAAGGUGAUUCAUUUAUCAUAUGCACACUGGGGACAGCAAUAUCUGACUGCAGCAAUAACAAUAACCUGGUGUAUGCCUGCAACAAAGGUGUCAUCCGCUUGCCCUUGACGUUCACUUCUCUUUGUCAAAAGGCAUGACUGCGUUUGCAUAAUUGCUCCCUGUUGCACGCAGAGAUUGACCCCUUCCUUGUAUACCUGUUCGUUUUUUUUUUUUCCCUGUUCCUUGAGUGCUGACGCUUGCAUAACAUCCAGGCAUGCAGCUAAGAGAUGGAGUUAAAGUUCCUCAAAAGCCCUUGGAGGAUCUUGCCACGGUGACAAAUUUGUACAUCGGCAGGAAAGCUUGUUGUCUGUAUGUCUGAGCUAGCCCAUAACUAUACUCAGAACAUACAUUUAAAGAUUGUUAAUUAUCCAGAAAAAGAUCCAUCCACGCCAUCUUUGUGAACAUUUUCAACAAAAUUACAGGUGCGACAAAGCAAAUAUUUGGACAAACACGGCUAAGAAUAACCUCAAAAUUGAAGUGCAUUCAUAACAUGCUGGAGCUGCUGCAGCUGUAAGUGAUUUGGCUGUGAUACUGCAGACAGUAAACAGUUUGAUGGUGAAAUGAUCUCUUUAUGGGGAAAGUAAAAGCCUCCUUUCCCAUUCCACAUCAUCCAAGGGAGUGUCUGUGCUGGCCACCAGCCCAGUCAUGUCUUCCCUCUCCCCUUCCCGCUUCCUUCCUUCCUCCCUCCCUCCUCCCUUCAGUCCCUCCUUGUUGCAGUCAGUCGGAACUCAACUCCCAGACUGGGAUGGUGAUGACCCAUCUUUUGCCUUUGCGCUCUCCAGAAGUUGUGAAGAGAAUUGCCUGUUGUUUGUCAGAGCUUUGUGAGGCAUUUACAUCAUAACCGUAAAACACCCCGACAAUAAACCUUCGCUCUCAUCCAACAUGUUCAUUUUUCAUGUCAGGGGUUUUUGUUUCUCCUGGAACAAGCUGUGAGAAGUGGACAAUCUGUGCGAGCAUAAAUCAUUGUUUCAAGAAGAUUUAAAGGUUUCAAUGAAAGUAUCACAUGGGGGAUGUUUAUACAGGUAUUAGGCUCUGUUUGAGAAAUUAGGGAGUAAAUGAUUCUCCUUUUUCUCAUGAACUAGAGAUCUUUUUUUCCCCCUCUUGUUUCCCCGCCUGCCUGCCUGCCUGCCUGCCUGCCUGUCUCUCUCAAAGGAUUGAUUGUUUUUAUCGCUGAACCAGCAGCCCUUCUCACGGGAGCCCUGAAAGAACACAUGCACGAGUUGCAUAAGAAAACAUCCUAACCAUGCAAGGCUGGACAUAUUUACUCUGAAGGCAACAUGAAACGGGAAGCACUGCAAAUUGCCCUGGCCUUGACUCGCAGAUUCGAUUGCUAUAGCUGCUUAAAGAUAAUGAUUAAAAUUAAAAGUCUAUGUCUCCAUGAUUUGGUCACCCUCUGUGCUCGGUUUCUUCUCUCUAAUCAAUGCAUUUGCUGAGCUGAUGGGAUUUAGAAGAGGGCAAAGGGUCCAGUAAUUGUUGACUUGUGUGAAUAGGCCUGAUUGAUUGCUUCCUGUGCCAUGGCUUAUUUCCACUCUCAGCUGAGUGCAGCACGAGAUUUGGAUGCCUACAGUCUCACAUGGCUGAGCACAGGACUGGCCUGUUUCAACAACACUGUAAAAAAAAAAAAAGGCCAUGUGUGUACAAUAGCUUCUGUGCAACACAGACAAACUCAUAUGAUACAGCUUCAAAUAAAUGCAAAUCACCUGCUAAUAACCCCUCUGUAUGCUCCUUUCCUUUUAGAUUGUUCGUGCUGACGCCAUGAGUGGGCUUCUCAAGAGGAAGUUUGAGGAGGUGGAUGAGGACCCCUGCUACUCCUCGCCCUCCUCCCUCUCCUCUGCCUGCUCAGGCUGGGACUCAGAGGGAGAGAGCUGCUACUCGGACACCCUCGAUUCCACUCCAAGCAACCCCAGCUCCCCAGCAACACAUUUCAACAGUGAGUGUCCUCUUCCUGCGACGAUAAAUCAUAGAAAGAGCUGAUGGAACAUGCUUUUUAACGCGCUCCCUCGCCUUGUCUUUACUGCUCCACGGAGGACUCUGAUAACAAACCCAUAAAAAUGGAGGAGAGUUAAGGAAUUUAGGCAGCUGGCAGCUCAUGAAACACUUUACAGAAAUGAUUUCAGACUUCUGCAAUGAAUACCCCUUUUGAUUUCAUGCCCUAAAGCUGCAAAAUGGCUAAUCGCAUUAUGCAGUGGCUGCUCACCUUGGCUGGCUCCACACCUUUCCUCCCUGAGACUUGCAGACAGAAAAAAAAAGCAUCACCUUUCCCUCUAAAGAUGCGGAGCAAGCUGCUUCAGGGUGUCUCUGUCUGGACCUGGGGGUGCUACUAGCUGGCCUCAAGAGGUCCAGUCGUGUUGGGAGAAGGAUUGUAGGGGGGAGAAGGGCAAACAGUUGUGAGGUUUCCAGGAUGGUGGGGCAGAGAGCCAGGAGGAGAAAAGCGUGGCAGGUUGCCAGGGCCGGGGAACACACAGAGCCUUGUCUUGAAGCCCGGGCAUGCACCCAGCACAGGUGCUGAAAGAGGCUGGGUGAAGGAAUACAAAAAGAGAGGGGUUAGGCCUAUCAAGAAAAGACGGCAGAUUGAGCAGACCAGUAUAAAUCUUGUGUUUGUGUUGGACGGAAAGUUGCAUGCCAUUGUAAAGUGAAAGGAGGGGAAACAGCCAGCAAAGCGCUCCCAUUUGGAGCAGCAGAGGAGGUGUCAUUUGUCUCCUGCAGGUGUCAUAAGCCUGACUGGAUUUGAUGGAUGUGACGCUGAAACUGGCAGUUUGUUUCAUCUCUAUUACCCCCAGCGGCAGAUUAAACAACAUAGUAAGGCUGUUGCUUGAGCUGCAUUGGAGUAAUGGUUGCUUUCCUGGAUCAUCACAGGCAAAUUUUCUCAUUUGACUCUUACGACUCAUUCAGGUGGUUGUGCAGGGUGUGCCCGAAGUGAGUGCCAAAACUUGAAAAAUGGAAAUCUUCAAGGAAUUCCCCAUCAUGUGGAGUCUUAGCAUACGUCUCUGUUACUCUCAAAGACAGCUCAGGUUGCCCAAAAAGUCAUGUCCAAUAUAUCUGGGCAAAGGAAGUUGAAUGUAUGAUAAUUCAGGAGUACUUGUUGGGCUUGUUCCCACAUAUGGUUCCAUUCUGAUUCCCAUAUGGUUUUAUUGUAUUCGUCUGGGCGCAGAGAGAUGUCUGCUGGCUGAAUGUUUUUCACAGAGAAGAGACCUUUGACUCCUUCUCAGUAACUGGGCCAUUUGCGGGAAUUUUCAGCUUGGAGGGAGAGCCAGGGUGGGCAGAUUUUAUUCCCAUCCUGAGAGCUGUACUUCCACUCUCCCGCUCUCCCGGAAGCCCCGAGCAUUAACUCACCAGUUUGUGUGAUCCUGGCAGCUCCGCUUCCUCCACAAUGUCUGCCACUGAGAGGAAAUUCCUGGGCAGGGUGGUUUUGUGUCGCACACUGGGACAAGAAAGGAGGCUGAGGGAAUUCUUGGCGGUUAAGGUUUCACUUUACAGGAUGUAAGUGUGUCGGACUCCUGUUAGCAGUGUCUUUUAAUUGGGUACAUGAUAAGGCUUGGUUGGAGACUAGGGCAAUGAAUCAGAGGGGUGUCCUUUUACAGUCUGUUCAGCGGGGUUGGUACUCAUCCCAUGACUUCAUAUGAUGGGGGAUUAUGCCAUCUAGUGGUACAUAAAUGCAAUUGAAGUCAUUGAAACCAUUGCACCAGUAUCCUCUUAUCCUAAAUCCACCGUUUCUCUUCCCACAGCCACAUCAAUUCUCAAGAAAUCCAAGAGAGCACGACGGGGUAAUGUCACCUUUGAUCAGGUGUCAGUGUUCUUCUUCCCUCGGUGCCAAGGCUUCACCAGCGUUCCCAGUCGAGGAGGAUGCACUCUGGGCAUGAUGCAACGCCACAGCGUGCUCCAAACGUACACGCUGGCUGAGUUUGCUGUGGAGCAGCGGCUCCUCCGGCAGGAAAAACUCCUCAACAGGCUCAGGGAGGAAAAGCUGGAGGCUCUCCGACUGAAGGUGAGAACAGCUGACCCAAAGUCUGUCUAAGAUCUUGGCUGUACUGCAGUUAAAAAACACAUAACAUUAUUAGAAAGCCAAAAUGUUUUUGGAUCUGUGGAGCUAUUUGUUUUGAUAUUGAUUGGUAAAUUGGCCGACUGGAGACGAAUACCAUUACUGGUAAUGAUAGAAAUCUCUAUGCUAAUAACAGUAAUGGAAUAAUAGUGCUUAAUAAACAUCUAAUUAUCCUGAUUCAUAAUUAACUGAUGUUCAAUUUUUCUUUAGCUGACUAAGAACGGAACUCAAGAAAGUGAAGAGGCAGAGCGACUGACGGUGGAUGAUAUCCCCGAGCAGGACAUCGACAUCAGCGGGGCCAACCUGGACGAGGGUUCCUUCCUCCAGCCUUACCCACCUAAACGUCGCUAUUCUAUCCUUAAAGCUGCCGGCGUGAAGAAGAUCGACAAGGAGGAGAAAAGGCAGCUGCACGAUCUGAGGAUCUCAAGGGAAAACUGCGGUUGCGACUGCCAGGGUUUCUGCGAGCCUGAGACGUGUAGCUGCAGCUUGGCUGGCAUUAAAUGUCAGGUAAGAGCUUAAAAGAGGAUCAGCGUUUAAAGGCUUGAAAUACAAUAAGUGUGGAUCUUUUUUUUUAGUAACUUUAUUUUACUGAAACUUAACUUCCUCUUCUUCUCACAGAUGGAUCAUUCCUCUUUUCCAUGUGGCUGCACCAAGGACGGCUGUGGAAACACUGAGGGUCGCAUCGAGUUCAACUCCACCAGGGUACAGACACAUUACAUCCACACGAUCAUGAAGCUGGAGUUAGAGAAGAGGCUGGAGGAGCAGUCUAGCACUGAGGAAGAGGAGGAUGAGACCACAACAGGGGCCAACACCUUACCAGCAGUGCCCUCUUUUCCCUUUAGCUCUGAACAGACGGCAGCUGGGGACAACAGCUGCAGCAGCGACAUGACGGACUCGGACUCAUCGGGUCAGAGUGAGUACUCGGAGGGGGGCGAGGGCCUGUGUGAGAAUCGCACCCAGCUGGACGUUGACGAGAAAGGCUUGAGCCGCAUUCUUAGUUUCAGCGAUACAGAGAACUGCUCGAGGAGUAGCAGGGACGGCGUGGAGCGUAAAGACAUGUGCUGCCAAGAACAACAGCAGCAGCAGCAGCAGCCAUCUACAGAGGCUUUCAGGAGCUUUAGCAUGGUGGAUUUUGCAGAUGAGAAUGACAAUAUAGAUGCUGCUUUGUUGGACGAUCACAUGGACAAUCGAGCAAUGGCCAUCUCAGAACUUUUAGAUGAGAACGCCAACCAAGGCAACGCUCUCUUUCACAGCAGCAGUGUACCACGAACGCCCUCACCGACCGUGGAUCGCUCUGCGAGCUACAACAUGGACCUUAGCCUCUCAUCAGAGUCCGAUCUAGAGUUCUUUGAUGGUUUCCCCUGCUUGGGACCCAGCUCACUCUACAACUCCCUGAAGGAGUACGAACACAUGGACAACUUUUUCCAGUUUCAGUUGCCUAGUUACCCCAGUCUCCCCCCGGUGAGCGACCCAGGGACGUGCCUCCUGGAGUCACUCAUUGGUCUUUCAGAGUCCGUCCCAGAACCCCCUGCAACUUUUACAGACAAUCAGCUGUUGGAGGAAGCCAUGAAAUUGUCUGUGAUGGAGUCUGUGAAAGUUUGACAAAAAUAUGUGGACAGUGCAAAAAAAAAAAAAUCAAGAACAGGGGUUUCUUUGUGAGGGGACGAAACAUGCACAUAAGAAGUUGAUUUUUGAGGAAGCUGUGAUGUCCCUCUUGCCUAAAUAAAUGUUCAAAUUCCAGACUUGCCUUCAAAACGUUAGCAAAGCAUUGUGGGAUUUAUUGCUGUGUGAGAUGGCAGCUAGUGUUAAAAGAUACAAAAAUAGAGAUCAAUUCGACCAGGCCCAUUGAAACCAAUGAAGGCUCUCAAUUCCUAAGAAAGCUCUUUUAACCAAACCAAGAUCACUGACUGUAUGCUGAACAGGAAUCUUUAACCAUAACUGGGGCCAGGUUGGGAAUCUCAACACAGCUGAAUGUGCACCUCAGGGAUUUUUUCUAGCUUUCUAGCUUUUGGAGGCAAUGUAUGGUGACCAUUGCUGUGAUGGCCUUCAUAUGAAAACCAACAUAGUCCGGUUCGUGUCCUUGAGUCGACGAGAAACAGUCUGGCGGACUCUUUCUCCUUGAGAUUUCUCUAGGUUUAUGGUAUAUAUGGUACAAAAAAAAUCCCUCUAAAAAGCUCCUCAAUCAGCACUUUAUCUGUGAAAAUAGCUAUGUAUGAAUAGGCAUUGUUUUGGUUGUAUGGGAUCGAUUCAACAGUUCAAUGCUAAAUUAUGGAGUUCCUUAUUUAUGAGCUGGGUAACAGGAAAUAACUCUCAUACCAUCAAAAGCUGUAGCUGUAUUGUUAUUUUUCCUCUUGUUUUAAAUUAUUUCCUUUAUGAUUUUAUUUUUAUUUAUUUCAGAUAAUGCCUACGUUCACUCAAGAAGCACUGUGGUUUGAUAUUUUCACCUAAAAGUGCAAUCCUUCUUCCUUUUUUCCAUAUCACAUUUAGGCAAUGAUACGGGAAACGGGACCACAAGUCCAUCAGAAAGUAUUUAAUAUCUAUACUCUUAUUCUUUUCCUUUUUUUUUUUCUUUUUGGUAAAUUAUAAAGUCAUCAUUUCAUUUAGUAAUUUAAUUUAAGAUGUUUUGGCAAUAAAGAUGAGGUGUUGUGAAGUUUACUGGAUGUGCCUGCUUAUCAGGGGAGCCAUGCCUGCCGAUGGUGUGUGCACAGUGCUUCCAUUUAAGCUUUGGGACUGAAAACUGUGGAUCUCCCUAAUCACUGAAACUAGAUGGUGGGUCUAAUGUAUCGCUGCCUAUAAUGUAACCAUAGAAAAUUACACUAAUAUUUUGUAACUAAUUUAUGUAGGUUGACAAAAGAAUUCUAAUCACUGACAAAUUGAAUAUUUUAUUAAGAAACAAAAUGAGUCAUUUUCAAUCUGGGACAACCUUUGUAAUAUAUGAAUUAUAGAGAAAUGUCUACUUAUGAAGGUUAUUACUCUCAAGCAUUCAGAGGUAUUUUUCAUAGGCAGUCUUAUGGUUUAAUAUCUUCGUAAAAAUGCCACUAAAACUAAGAAAAAUUGCAAAGAUCAAUUUGAUUGUAUUCUGGAAGUCUGUGACUCGGGUUACACUAUGUUUUAAAAUACACAUGUAAAGGGUUUGGUGGAUAAAAACUGCAUAUAUUAUACAGUUUUUAUCACACACUCAAACCCUGAAAAAUUGAAUUGUUGCCUCAUUAAUUACAGAACAAGCCCUAUCAAAGGUGAUUGUGCUGUCGCCUGUGUGAACAGUUGAGGACACUAGAGAGUUGAUGUACAUAUCUCACCCUUUCUACAGCUGUUUCAGCAGCCUUUCUGGACCCUUUAGAAAUUAUGCAUGCAGGUCCUGUUUGUUAAAACUUGUUCUGAUUAAUUGUAUACUUUGAAAAGUGCAGAGUGCACAUCAGAAAUGUAUUAUUCGCUUUUUGCCUUUUUGAUUACGUUGAAAUCCAUCCGGUAUAUGUUCUUAUGCCAUGAAGAGGGCACUGAAUUUUGCAAGCAAACAUUUGUUUCUCUUGUAUAAAACAUCAAGUCUCAUGAAGAAAUGGCAACAGUGAGUGUUUAUCAAUGUAAUGUAUUACAGUACAGCUUUUUUUAAAUUUUAUUUUCAAAGAAAUGUGUCUUACUUCUUUGCCUUUUGUGUUGUACAUAUUUCUGCUUGAAUGGUCCUGCAGAGCAAACAAAGCUGCUUUAUUUUUUACAUAUUCACACUUUAACCUGCUGUUCAAAAACAGUUUCUCUCAUCCAAGCCAUUUUGACAGCCUGUCCCUCCAAAUAAUAAUAAAAGAAGACAUUUUCUAAAAGCUUGA
Molecule: messenger RNA, 12737 nt
Organism: Xyrichtys novacula (pearly razorfish)
Lineage: Eukaryota; Metazoa; Chordata; Actinopteri; Labriformes; Labridae
Source: the annotation of a GenBank genome assembly